This is a messenger RNA of Dissoconium aciculare CBS 342.82, 2307 nucleotides long. RefSeq names its product ERG7, lanosterol synthase. Gene Ontology annotation, biological process: triterpenoid biosynthetic process; ergosterol biosynthetic process. The record is from RefSeq and is a predicted model, not a curated record. Gene Ontology annotation, molecular function: lanosterol synthase activity. Bases 1 to 2307 code for a protein of 768 amino acids. Gene Ontology annotation, cellular component: lipid droplet. Lineage: Eukaryota; Fungi; Ascomycota; Dothideomycetes; Mycosphaerellales; Dissoconiaceae. The transcript has 4 exons.
AUGGCAACUUCCAAACUUGGGCACAAAAAGUCGGAGGCCGAUCUGGCCAUCAAGAAUGCGACUGUUCACAAGACCGAGCUAACACGAUGGCGGUUGCGAGACGAUAGAGGGCGUCAAACAUGGCAUUACCUACAGAGCGAUAAAGAAGUGAAGGAAUGGCCCUUGACCACUGCUGACAAGUUCCACAUGGGUCUUGACACUGGUCUCCCAGGACUUCCCAAGGCAAAGACACCACAACAGGCCGCACAGAAUGGAAUGAAUUUCUUCUCAAAUCUCCAACUGGAACCGGGUAAUUGGGCAUGCGAAUACGGCGGUCCGAUGUUCCUUCUCCCAGGGAUUGUCAUCACAUGUUACGUGACAAACUUACCCCUGACACAAGCCGAGCAGACAGAGAUGAUUCGAUACCUCUUCAACAUGCAAAAUAUUGGCACCAAGAAUGGCGGCGACGGCGGCUGGGGUCUUCAUAUCGAAGGUGACUCUACUGUGUUUGGCACCGCCAUGAAUUACACGUCUCUUCGACUGCUCGGCGUGCCCGCAGAUGAUGCGCGGAUGAAAAAGGCUCGCGCGUGCCUGUAUUCACUGGGUGGUGCGCUCAACGGUCCUCAUUGGGCAAAAUUCUGGCUGUCUAUCCUCGGAGUCAUGCGAUGGGAUAUUGUGAACCCAGUACCGCCAGAACUCUGGCUGCUCCCGGAUUGGACGCCUAUAUCGCCAUGGAGGUGGUGGAUACACAUGCGAAUGGUCUUUCUUCCGAUGAGUCUGUUGUGGUCUCAGAAAUGGGUCUACCCAAAGGCGGAUUCGGACUCUCUGAUUCGGGAGUUGCGACAGGAGCUGUUCACCGCCCCCCACGAGGAAAUCGCGUGGUCACGGUAUCGGAAUGCUAUCAGUCCGGCCGACAACUACAAUCCUAAGUCCUGGGUCUUGAAUCUUCUCAAUUUUCUCCUCGCGGCCGUCUAUAUCCCUAUUUUCCGGGCCUCAUGGCUAGUCAAACGGGCAGAGCAGUGGGUCUGGGAAUUGAUCUUGAUGGAGAAUGCCAACACAGAUCAUGCUGGCUUGGCUCCCGUCAACGCUCCGAUGAAUCUUCUCUGCUGCUAUAUACGGGAGGGUCCCGAUGCGGAGUCCAUCCAAAAGAUUCGCGCCAACUUGGCCGAAUACUUGUGGAUGUCCAAAGACGGCAUGAUGGUCAAUGGAACGAAUGGCGUGCAGAACUGGGACACGGCCUUCACUAUUCAAGCAGCCAUGUCUGCAGAAUUGGCGCAAAAGCCCGAGUUUCAUUCUUUGGUGCUGAAGUCCCUCGAGUUUCUUGAGGACCAACAGAUUCUGACACACGCGGUCGGCUACGAGAACUCUCCCGCCUACUCCGAUCCUCCGACCCAGAAAACCUGUGCACAAGCCGGCUAUCGUCACGCCCGCCGCGGAGCAUGGGGUUUCAGCAACCGGAUCCAGGGCUAUACCGUGUCUGACUGUACUGCCGAAGCCGUGAAGUCGAUCAUGUUGAUUCAACGUGUGGAAGAUCCGCAGGAUUCGCGAAAGAAACUCUUCCCCGCACUCAUAGAUGACCAACGCAUCAAAUGGGCCAUCGACAUCCUGCUCACGAUGCAAAAUCGCAAUGGCGCUUGCAGCUCGUACGAACCAACGCGAGGUAGUGAGAACCUGGAAUAUCUCAAUGCUGCCGAAGUCUUUGGUCGCAUCAUGGUCGAAUACGACUACCCGGAGUGCACCACCGCGUGCGUCACCACGCUGCACCUCUUCAACCAGCUUUACCCAUCCUAUCGCGCAGAAGAGAUCAAGAAAUUCAUCACUCGCGCUGUGACGUGGAUUCGCACGAACCAGCGCGCGGAUGGCUCGUGGUAUGGUAGCUGGGGCAUCUGCUUCACAUAUGCGGGAAUGUUUGCCCUGGAGAGUCUCGCGUCGCAGGGUGAGACGUAUGCGAACAGCGAACGGGUGAAGAGAGCCUGUCAAUUCUUCCUUGACAGGCAGGCGGAUGAUGGUGGAUGGGGAGAGAGUUACAAGAGCUGCGAGACUAGCACGUGGUGUCAACAUCCGGAUGGGUCGCAGGUUGUGCAGACGGCUUGGGCCAUCAUCGCUCUCCUCGAAGCUCAAUUCCCGGACAAAGAACCGGUCGAGAGAGCUGUUCGACUUCUCAUGCAACGACAGCAGGCCAAUGGCGAGUGGCUGCAGGAAGGCAUUGAGGGAGUUUUCAACAAAAGCUGCACGAUCUCUUAUCCGAACUACAAAUUCAUCUUCCCAAUCAAAGCGCUUGGCAUGUUUGCGGAGAGGCACGGGGAUGGGGUCAUUGCGGGACUUUGA